ACCUUACGUGGCACACUUGCAAGUGGAGGGUUUGAGUGAUGCCCUUUAUUUAUUAAUUUUUUUCAAGAAUUUUGUUAGAUCAUUCAGUGUAAGUGUUCAGUUUUGGUUCCCGGAAAGACAAGAACACAAUGAACCCCCAAUACGCACCGCAGCAGCAGUUCGGCAUGCCCCCGCCCCAGAGUUUUCCCGGAAGCCGCGCCUCCCCCUCACAAGGCAUCCCCCCGACUAGUUUCCAGACCGUCCCCCUCGGCCCCCAGAAACCGGGCCCUCCUCAGCAACCCCCAGGCUCGGCCCCGUUUCCCCCAGCACCAGGCUCCACACCCAACAUGGGCCCUCCAUCUGGACAAUUCCCCCCCAACAUGCCGAAUUUGAGGUCACAAGUGCCUCCAAGCCAGUUGCCUCCGUCGAUGGUGCAGGAUCAGAGGCCCCCAGGCUUUCCGCCGACCCAAUUCGCAAUGAAACCCGGCGGGCCGCCGCCGGGGGCGCAGAACGGGCCCCCGCAGUUUAUGAAUGGGCCGCCGCAGUUCCAGAACGGGCCGCCGCACGUGCAGAACGGGCCCGGGUUCGGGCCGCCGCCGACCUCGACGCCGUCGUUGCCGCCACAGGUUCAACCGCCCGCUGCAACAAACAAGCCCCCUGGACCCCCACCACCAGGCCAGCUCAAUCAACCACACCCACCUAGACCGGGCCAACCUCCCCUACCCAAUCAGCCUCCAUUUCAACCACCUUCUACCAAUCAGGCACCUUUCAGUCAACCACCGUCGAGCAAUCAACCGCCUCCUGGCUCUCAACCGUCUUUCCCUCAACCUACUCCUACUCAGUCUGCGUUCAGUCAACCACCUCCAAGCAAUCAACCCCCCGUUUCGGCUGCCCCUCCACCAACCAACGCGCCUCCUGUCUCGGCUCCACAACCCACCUCCCAGCCGCCAGUGCCUGGUCCUCCAGUAAGCCAGCCGCCGCCGGGGGCAGGCAAGCCGCCGCUUCUUGGACAGCCUCCUUUACCUGGGCAGGGGCAGCCACCACUGCCUGGGCACGGGCAACCCCCACUACCUGGGCACGGGCAACCCCCACUACCUGGGCACGGGCAACCCCCACUACCUGGGCACGGGCAGCCCCCACUACCUGGCCAACCACCACUGCAUGGACAGCCCCCAUUACCAGGACAACCCCCUCUUCCUGGUCAGCCGCCAUUUAAUCAAGCACAUCGACAAAGUCAGUUCAAUCAGGGACCGCCUGGGGGCCCAAUGCCCCCAAAUAGGCAGUACAAUCAGCCACCUCUUCCUGGACAACCUAUGCCAGGACCCAAUCAGCCGCCGUUACCAGGGCAACCACCUCUGGGUCCUAAUCAGUUGGCCAAUCAGAUGCAAGGAAUGAACUUGGGACCGGGACGACAGUACCCGGGGAGUACCAUAAAUGGGGAGGGCGGGCCCCAUAUGCCGCCGCCGCUAAACCAACAACAGUAUAUGAAUGGGCAACAAAUGAGGGCACCACCGGGACCUGGAUACCCGCCAAUGCCCGGACAGCAACCGGCUCCUGGGGGCGGCGUGGGUUCGUAUCCACAGCCUGCUUAUCAGCAACCGCAGCAAGCUAGGCGCUUGGAUCCUGAUCAAAUGCCGAGUCCGAUCCAAGUGACCCAAGAUGAUCAACAAAACAGAUCUGGUAUAUUCUGUACCAAUCAGAAGGGUUUAGUGCCUCCCCUCGUAACAACCAACUUCAUUGUCCAAGAUCAAGGAAACUCGAGCCCCAGGUUUAUAAGAUCUAGCAUGUAUAACGUACCCAUUUCUCAGGAUAUAAUGAAGCAAACCGCCGUGCCAUUCAGUUUAGUCAUUAGUCCAAUGGCAAGGACCGUCGAUCAAGAAUAUCCUCCGCCUAUCGUCAACUUCGGAGAUCUAGGUCCAGUUCGUUGCAUUCGGUGUAAAGCUUAUAUGUGUCCUUACAUGCAAUUUAUCGACUCUGGAAGACGUUUCCAGUGCCUGUUCUGCAAAGCAACAACUGAUGUUCCAGCUGAGUACUUCCAGCAUCUAGACCAUACCGGGCAGCGACUGGACCGCUACGAGCGUCCAGAGCUGGUACUAGGGACUUACGAGUUCGUGGCGACUCCUGAAUACUGCCGUAAUAACGCCCUACCAAAACCCCCGGCGAUUAUUUUCGUUAUUGACGUUUCGUACAAUAACGUCAAGUCCGGUUUAGUUCAUUUGUUGUGCUCAAGGAUCAAGGACAUCAUUCAGAACCUGCCUGUCGAUCAAGGACAAGAGAAGAGCAAUAUGAGGGUCGGCUUCAUCACUUACAAUAGCUCGGUUCACUUCUACAACAUCAAGGGAAAUCUGGCGGCCCCCCAAAUGCUGAUCGUCGGCGACAUCCAAGAAAUGUUCAUGCCGCUUCUCGACGGCUUCCUCUGCACCCCCGAGGAGUCCGGCCCUGUCAUAGACUCCCUCAUGCAGCAAAUCCCGGCCAUGUUCGGCGACACCCGGGAGACGGAAACGAUCCUCCUGCCGGCAAUUCUGGCGGGUCUCGAGGCGCUCAAGGCGUCCGAGUGCGCCGGGAAACUGAUGGUGUUCCAUUCGAGUCUGCCGACCGCCGAAGGUCCCGGCAAAUUGAAAAAUCGCGACGACAGGAAGCUCCUGGCGACCGAUAAGGAACGCACGAUCCUGACGCCGCAGACGCAGGCGUACAACCAGCUGGGGCAGGACUGCGUGGCGGCGGGCUGUUCGGUGGAUCUGUUCAUUUUUAAUAACGCCUAUAUUGAUAUAGCGACGAUCGGGCAGGUGUCCAGGUUGACGGGGGGAGAAGUGCACAAGUAUACGUACUUCCAGGCGGACAUGGACGGGGAGCGGCUGAUUAAGGAUGUUAUCACGAAUAUUAGCAGACCGAUUGCGUUCGAUUCGAUUAUGAGGGUGAGGACCUCGACGGGGGUGAGGCCCACGGAUUUCUAUGGGCAUUUCUUUAUGUCGAAUACGACGGAUAUGGAGCUUGCAGCUGUCGACUGUGAUAAAGCCAUAGCUGUCGAAAUCAAGCACGACGACAAACUUUCCGAAGAAGAGGGCGUGUACAUCCAAGCCGCCUUGCUCUACACCUCCUGCUCCGGCCAGCGCCGCCUCCGCAUCAUGAACCUAUCUUUGAAGACUUGCUCACAAAUGGCCGACCUGUACAGAAACUGCGAUUGUGAUACCAUCAUCAACUACAUCUCCAAACAGGCCACGUACAAACUCUUCGAGCACAACCCGAAAGCCGUCAAAGAUAGCAUAGUGACCCGAGCCGCGCAGAUCCUGGCCACCUACCGCAAGAACUGCGCAAGCCCGAGCAGCGCCGGCCAGCUCAUCCUACCCGAAUGCAUGAAACUGCUGCCUUUGUAUGUCAAUUGUUUACUCAAGAGCGACGCGCUGUCCGGAGGCGCGGACAUGACAGUCGACGACCGGUCGUUCGUCAUGCAGGAGGUCAUGAUCAUGGAUAUACCGACGAGCGUGAACUACUUCUACCCGAGGUUGAUUCCUCUGGUGGAUUUGGACCCGACGCAGGACCCUGUGGAGAUCCCGGCGCCGAUUAGGUGUACUGUAGAUAAAAUGAACGAGCAAGGGGUGUAUAUUUUGGAAAAUGGUAUUCACAUGUUCUUGUGGAUCGGUUUGGGCGCCAAUCCCAACUUCGUCCAGCAAGUGUUUGGGGCGCCGUCCGCCAUCCAGGUGAACAUCGAGACGGUGGCGCUGCCCGAGCUAGACAAUCCGCUGUCGCUGGCCGUGAGGACGAUCGUCGAGGAAAUCAGGAUACAGAGGCACAAGUGUAUGAGGUUAACUAUUGUCAGACAGAGGGAGAAGUUGGAGCCUGUCUUUAAACACUUCCUGGCGGAGGAUCGCGGCACAGACGGAUCCCCGAGUUACGUGGAUUUCUUAAUUCAUAUGCACAAAGAAAUUCGAUCGCUGCUGAGCUAGCAAAAUGGAAAAAAAAUGUGGUGAUAAACUUUAAAUAAUGGAAUUUGUACUCAAGAUUUUUUCCAUUGAAAUAUUUUAUUUUCUACUUAGGUUUUUGAAGUAUAUUUUAUUAUAUGUUAUGAUUAAAAUUUAAGACAAAAUGUAAUGAAUCGCCUAAAUAUGUGUUGAAAACAGAGUUAUUCUAAAUUUUGGCGUUAAUUCCGAAUGAGUUUGAAAAUGUAUUCUGAACUUUGUUCUGAUUUUGUUGUCGAUGUUUCUAUUAUUCGGAAGUAAGCAGUUAUUUUGUAUUUAUAUUUUACUGGUGCCCAUUUUAAAAGGUUAUGUAUCAUACUAAAUAACUAAUAAAAUAGAUGUAAGAAAA
Messenger RNA from Zophobas morio, 4284 nucleotides. It is a transcript of the gene Sec24cd, whose product is annotated as Secretory 24CD. The record is from RefSeq and is a predicted model, not a curated record. The transcript has 12 exons. Gene Ontology annotation, biological process: endoplasmic reticulum to Golgi vesicle-mediated transport; intracellular protein transport; COPII-coated vesicle cargo loading. Bases 129 to 3923 code for a protein of 1264 amino acids. Lineage: Eukaryota; Metazoa; Arthropoda; Insecta; Coleoptera; Tenebrionidae. Gene Ontology annotation, molecular function: SNARE binding; zinc ion binding. Gene Ontology annotation, cellular component: COPII vesicle coat; endoplasmic reticulum exit site.